Molecule: messenger RNA, 2949 nt
Organism: Aureobasidium subglaciale EXF-2481
Lineage: Eukaryota; Fungi; Ascomycota; Dothideomycetes; Dothideales; Saccotheciaceae
Exons: 4
Coding region: 1-2949 (982 amino acids)
Biological process (GO): transmembrane transport; fungal-type cell wall biogenesis
Source: RefSeq, a predicted model, not a curated record
AUGGUCGCUUCGCGAUUCUUGGCUCUGGCCAUCACACUGCUUGCUGCAAUCCAGUCUGUCGUAGCUGCCAGCGAAACACGCUAUAUAACAUCGACAAAUGCCGCUGGUGAGACCGUCUACUUGGCAGAUGACAGACGACCUUCGCUCUAUACCGGACGAUUUGGAGAUUGCAAGGGCUCAAGUGCUGUCAAUGUCACUCGCUUCGAUGCCGCUUAUUACAAAGAUAACAUGACCGUGCUCUUUCAUUUAGCGGGCAACACGGCCAUUGCUAAUGAGAGCUUGAUGAUGUACAUUGGCGUCUAUGCGUAUGGCGAAGGUCGUUUCGAUCUGACGUUCGAUCCGUGUAACGCGAACAUUAAAAGCCUAUGCCCACUCAACGCGAGCAUACCUAUCGAAGCCAACGGUAUCAUUCCUGUUGCACAAUCCGACGUUGCUGCCAUCCCUCCAAUCGCGCUUUCCAUCCCGGAUUUUGAGGGCGAGGCCAUCCUCCGUAUCUUUGCAAACUCGACUCAGGCCGAGAUAGGCUGUUACUCAGCUGUUGUCACCAAUGGCGCCACUUUCUCGCAACCCAAGUCUGUGGGAUCAGUGCUUGGAGCUUUUACCCUUAUCGCUCUUAUGGCUUCGUUUGCGACUGCGGUCUAUGGCGACAGUGUACGUGUUAUGCGCAAGCAUUACGCUCAUUCGCUCUCUGUUAUGGUCGUUUUCUCCGUCUUCCAACAUGUCUACUUCACUGGAGCUCUUUCUAUGAACUGGCCCAGCGUUCUUGUUGCUUGGUGGAGCAACUUUGCUUGGUCAGGUGGUAUGAUCUACACUAGCUCAAUGCAACGCUCUAUCGACAAGCUCAUUGGCAACAACAUUGGCAACACUUCGCACGUCGGUGCUGCUGGUUCUGGGACAAAUCAAGAUGGAGUCGGAGGUGGAUUCGACAUCGCUUCGAUCUACAGAAGGGCUUUGUCCUUGAAGAGAGACGUCGCUUGGGAUAUCUAUCAGCGCGACCAUACCGUCGAGCUUGGACGUGACGCUGCCUCACACUCUGUCGAAGACCAUCUCUUCAGACGUGAGCUUGCUAACAGCUCCACUGGUUUUACGUGGUACGGACAACCUGUGCAGGCUGGCUUGCCUUUACCUGGUAAUUAUUCCGGAUUUGCUGGUACCCUGGCCCAGGAAAAUAUCCGCGUCUCCAAUGCGUUCAUGACCGGAUUCUUGUGGUUGCUCAUUCUCUUCGUCAUCCUUGUUGCAGGGGUCGUCGCUCUGAAAUGGGCUGUAGAAGCCUUUGUCGCCAUCAGGCUCUUGAAGAAAGAGCGAUUGACCUACUUCCGGACACACUGGAUCGGAUAUACUGCCCUGGUUGCGCUGCGAACUUUGUUCAUCGCCUUUUUUACGAUGAUGCUUCUGACUAUGUUCCAAUUCUCCUACCAGAGUUCUGGAGGUGUCAAAGCCGUCGCAGCAAUCGUCUUUAUUCUGUUUUUCGUUGGAAUCCCGGCAUGUGUCAUCUAUGCGAUCUACGCUGGUCUUGCAUCGCAGGGCACAACUCGCAAGUCUGAAUCCUUCCCUGCAUCUGACCAAGACAGACAGUCUCCAAGGAUUUUAAGGAGGCUCGGAAUCAAGAAGCUCGCAAUGAGAAUGCCCUCAGUUCCAUUCCGUCGACAGGCAACCCAUCUUGAAGAAGAUCACAGUUCGAUUCAUGAUGAUGAGGAGUAUGUCAAGAAAUUUGGUUGGCUCUCUGCUCGCUUCCGCCGCACUCGAUGGUGGUAUUUCGCUGUGUGGACCCUGUAUGAGUUUAUCCGAGCUUGUUUCUAUGCGGGUGCUUCUGGUCAGCCGAUGACUCAGGUGUUCGGUCUCUUGGUCGUGGAGAUAUUGUUCUUCGGUUUAACCAUCUGGGCCAGACCUUUUGAAGGACAACGUCUUAAUAUGCUGGUCGUAUAUCUCCUCGGUUUCAGCAAAGUCGCAACCGUGGCUCUGUCCUCUGCCUUCAACAUCGCGUUCAAUCUGCAACGCAUUACAACGACUGUCAUUGGGAUCGUCAUCAUAGUCAUACAGGGAGUACUGGUCAUUGUCACUAUGAUAGCCAUCCUCGUCGGAGCAUACUCGUCCUACAUGUCGCUUACCCGUAACCACGACGACUUCCGACCAAGAAGAUUGGCGAAUGUCCGCGAAAGGUAUUUCAGACAUCUAGAUCGCACUGCCACUGAUGUUCCUCGGCCACCUAAACCGGAGCCAAUCAGGGUUAUACCUCAAGAGCUCAAGGGUCCUUACUUCUCUGUAUCGCAGGUGCGACGCGUGGCCAAAAUUGAAGACGAAGACCCAGACUUUGUUGCUGAGUUAGCAAUGCUCAACCAGGAAGGGGAGCUGGAUCAUGAGUCGACGCCCCACACAUCAUAUUCUGCGCUCCCGAUGAGGUCACAAACACCAGGCAUGGAUGGAGAGUCAUCUCAGACUCCGAUCCGCCGUGGUCGUGCUGCUAGUGGCCUGAGCCAUAGAAGCACAAGUGAGAGUUACUCGAACCUACCACGUGGAGCCCGUCUUCAUCGACCUAGUUGGUCUUCGCGUGACUUCUCUGCAUCACGCGAUGACCGCUCAGGAACACCCAUCGAUAUGAACAGAAAUGUGCCAGAGGAUGAAACUGCGAUGGCUACGCCGGCGAGGUCUGGCUCUCGCACACCUAAGAGGAGAUCAGUGACCAUACCGACUUCAGCACUUCCUCCGAUGCCUAAUUUGGACGAAAUACAGAUUGGUGGCGAUGUCAGCACAAGAGAGGUGAUCGCAGAUGUACCCGCACCAACAGUAAGACCACGCUCGGGCACAUUCAGUGGCAGCCGCACCAAUACACCAACUUCAGGAGAUUUGAGCUCGUUCCAUACAAGAGCAACGACACUUGACAUGCCAGCGCGAGAUUCUAGAGGUCUUCUCACACCCACAGUCGAGCGUGAUGAGGAACUAUAUAAUUGA